UCUGUAUACACCGGAAGUAUAACUUUGACCUGACCGGAAACCGUACUGUAAAGAUGGCAGCUACCAUGGCUAAAAAAGUGCACGUGGAAAUUGAAGCAUCUGACUCUGAGCCUGAUAAAAAUAUAGAAGAAUCAAGCUCUUCAGAUGAAGAAAAAGACACAUCUACAGAUGAUGAGCAAGAAGAGCAAGUUGAAACAGUUGAAAGUCAAUCUAGUGGAAAGACAGGCCUGGCAGAUGUUUUAGCUAAAAUAUUGCACAAGAAUGUUCCAUCUCAUAAACAGGUGAUCCUUUCGAAAGGAAAGACAGACAAAGAAAUAAGAAAACGAAAAUUGGAGAGAGAAGAAGAGGAAGCAGAUAAUAAAUCAGCAAAACUUAAAACUGAAUCCAAAGAAACCCAACUUCAGUUAGCCAAAGAAGAAAGGGCAAAGUUAUGGGAGAAUAUGUGCAGAAGUAAACCAGAUCCACUUCAAAGAGACAAGGAAAGACAGUUACAAAAAAUAGCUACCAGGGGUGUUGUGCAAUUGUUUAAUGCUGUGAGGAAACAACAGAAGAUAGUAGAGGAUGAGAUUCAGCAAGUUGGUAUGUCAGAGAGAAAGAAGGACAAGAUAAUGGAAGGAAUGACAAAAGAUAAAUUCCUUACUUUACUAAAGGGAACCAGUAAAACCAAUGUUAAAGCUGAAAAGAUGAAAGACUGGGACAAGGAAGAAAGUGAUGAUGAUGAUUUUGAUGCCCAGCAGCAACGAUGA
Messenger RNA from Ruditapes philippinarum (Manila clam), 746 nucleotides. RefSeq names its product RRP15-like protein. The record is from RefSeq and is a predicted model, not a curated record. The coding region runs from base 54 to 746 and encodes 230 amino acids. NCBI's taxonomy places the organism in Eukaryota, Metazoa, Mollusca, Bivalvia, Venerida, Veneridae. The transcript is spliced from 6 exons. Gene Ontology annotation, biological process: maturation of 5.8S rRNA; maturation of LSU-rRNA. Gene Ontology annotation, cellular component: preribosome, large subunit precursor.